AUGGCAAAAAUCAUUCUCAGGCACCUCAUAGAUACUCCAGUGCGUUACCAGGAGGAGUUUGAGGCUCGAGGUUUGGAAGACUGCAGGCUGGACCAUGCUUUAUAUGCACUGCCUGGGCCAACCAUUGUGGACUUGGGAAAAGUCAAGGCUGCCCAAGCUCCUCAAGCAGACUCAGUGGCUCAGAUGCCACUGCAAGAAGGUCACUCCCGCUUUCAGAUCUUGCUGGAUGUGGUCCAGUUCCUCCCUGAAGAUAUCAUCAUUCAGACCUUCGAAGGCUGGCUGCUGAUUAAGGCUCAACAUGGAACUAGAAUGGACGAACAUGGCUUUAUCUCGAGAAGCUUUACUCGACAGUACAAGCUGCCAGAUGGCACUGAAACCAAGGAUGUGUCCGCAAUCCUCUGCCAUGAUGGAAUUUUGGUGGUGGAAGUCAAGGAUCCAGCUGGGACUAAGUGA
Messenger RNA from Orycteropus afer afer, 453 nucleotides. RefSeq names its product heat shock protein family B (small) member 3 (gene HSPB3). Lineage: Eukaryota; Metazoa; Chordata; Mammalia; Tubulidentata; Orycteropodidae. The record is from RefSeq and is a predicted model, not a curated record. The transcript has a single exon. Gene Ontology annotation, cellular component: cytoplasm; nuclear speck. Bases 1 to 453 code for a protein of 150 amino acids.